Gongylonema pulchrum is the source of this 603-nucleotide messenger RNA. The record is from the annotation of a GenBank genome assembly. Lineage: Eukaryota; Metazoa; Nematoda; Chromadorea; Rhabditida; Gongylonematidae.
GAUGCUCAAACAACCUCAGCAUCGCCAACAUCAACACAUAGCCCCGAUCAUCCGAACACCAACCUCAACAACAGACGAAGUUUCAGCAACCCGCAGAACAACGAGCGCGUACUGAAGUGCACACUUUGUCACGAGCGACUUGAAGAUACUCACUUCGUGCAAUGCCCUUCAGUCUCAGGACAUAAAUUCUGCUUCCCGUGCUCAAGAGAAAGUAUCAAAAAACAAGGAAGCGCUCAGCUAGAAGAGGAAAAAAGAUAUUUUCAGGAAGUUUACUGCCCAUCGGGCGAGAAAUGCCCAUUGGCCGGUUCGCAGAUGCCAUGGGCAUUCAUGCAAGGUGAAAUUGCAACCAUAUUGGGUGACGAUUUUGAACAAUUCAAAAAGGAGCGCGAAGCCAAUAAUUCUAGUGCUUCAUCAUUGGUUCAAAACAGUAACAGUCAGGUACGAUGCGUGCUUGAAAAAAUGUUUAAAUACAAAGCAGUCGCUUCAAACCAAAACUCUACGUCGCAACAAGCUUCCCCUCCGUCAACCACGACAAGCAUUGCCUCUUCAACUGGUCAAAACGGCAGUGGCCUAAACGUGUCCGCAUCACAACAUGCCACCUAG